Messenger RNA from Scleropages formosus (Asian bonytongue), 1508 nucleotides. Its product is annotated as Zinc finger protein 706-like. Bases 91 to 321 code for a protein of 76 amino acids. NCBI's taxonomy places the organism in Eukaryota, Metazoa, Chordata, Actinopteri, Osteoglossiformes, Osteoglossidae. The record is from RefSeq and is a predicted model, not a curated record. The transcript has 4 exons.
UCUCUUCCGGCAGUCGGAGUCCUCCGGAAGUUCGUCGAAAGCGAGGAAGGAGAAGCGAGGGCGAGGAAGAGCGAAACUCAGAGGAACGUCAUGGCUCGCGGGCAGCAGAAGAUCCAGUCCCAGCAGAAGAACGCCAAGAAGCAAGCGGAGAAGAAGAAGCAGCAGGGAGCCGACCAGAAGAGCGCAGCCAAGGCCGCUCUGGUCUACACGUGUCCGGUGUGCAGGACCCAGAUGCCCGAUCCCAAGACUUUCAAGCAGCACUUUGAGAGCAAACACCCCAAGUCCCCCCUCCCACCGGAGCUGGUGGACGUGCAGGCUUGAGGACGGACGGACGGACGGACACACCCACACACACACAGGCUUGGCUUCUGUGCAGCGUGUGACCUGAAGAUUUGGAUGCAACAGACCGACGCUAAUCUUUCGUGGGGUGGGGGGUGUUCCUCAGCACAGCCAGGGACAGAAACUUGUGGGGGGUUGGGACCUUUUUUUUUUUUAUUAUUUUUUUUUUUUUUAAAAAAAAAACUCAUUUGUGUUUCACCAUCAUGGCUUGUUAGCUGCAUCCCCCCUCCCCACUGCUGUCCCAACAGCCUCCUGACCCAUGGCAGGAGGGGUGUUGCUCACACACACAAAGCCCUGGGAAGCAUACAUGAUGCACCUAAACUACAGAUGGCAGUAUUUUGUGAAUAAAAGUAAGAAAUACAGAAAAUGUUUCCUUUCCUCAUGUACAAAUGUCAUUUUUUCCUUUUCCCCUCCUUAGGAGGUUAGUAACAUACAUCUCUCCUUACGUUCCUCUUCACACCCAUUAUCACAGGUAGUUACCAGUUCAAUGUCUGCUUGUGGGGGGGGAGUGUAGGGUACAGGAGACAGUAAACACGGUUAAAAGUUACUGUUCGUGUGGUAAAGAGCAGUUAACCAUUAAGUCACCAGUCUUGGACGCAGACCCCUCAGCCGUUCCCUGUGCCCCCCCCGGCCGAUGAGACGCUGUGUUUUAUGUCUGGGAUCAGAUGUUUUUUUUUUUUUCUUUUUUUUUUUUUUUUUUUUAAAUCAUCAGCACCUCCUGCCACCUGUGUGGUUUUGCCCAGAUGUUCCUAAACACACCCAGAACAUCUCAUGUCCCUUCGAUUGUGUAGCUGAUGAGCUGGAGCAUCGAAGGCCAACGGCCACGCUUCAUGUUUUUUGCUGAUGUUUUAUACCCUAUGAUUAAAUGUUGUGUUUGCAAAUCACUUGCUUGCUUUUCGGGGGGGGUGGUCCCACCUGCCCUGACCGCGAGGGCUGUAUUUUCUGCAGCUCCCGGUUUACCUCACUAUAGCGGAAACGGCCCCUCGGGCGUCCCAUCCCCUCUGGACAUUCACGGGUCCUCCAACAAUCCUUCUGGUUCUUCACUGGAGUAAUGGGUGGGGUGGGAUGGAUGACCCCUCUGUACAUAUCAACUGCAAAAAAAAUUCCUCUCAAAUUUUUCAUGGCUACUAACUUGUAAUAGGUAGAAAAUAAAGACGAGAAAAGUCCAA